GUUUCCUAUUUUUCCCGUUUGUUGCUUGGGAUGGGGGAAUCCUUAGCUAACUCAAUGACGUCUGUGCGACGUCAGUUUCUACUCGGUUUCAAUGCUGUUCAGGUAGUUUGCUAGUUUAUGCAGUGGCGGCCAUAUUCACAUCUAUAGGCAUCGCAUUAGACGUUUUCGGUUUGUGUGGGACACCCAGACCUCAGAUCCUUCACGCCGAUUCUUCAUCUUACCUUUGAACUAACACCAGAACAUCCCAAUAUACAUCUUAAGAGCACUGGAAUACACCCGGGGCCUCUACAACGAAAAAAUGCAGUCUGAAAUAAGACGCUAGUCUGACUGUACGAUGCCUUUUGCCCAGCCGCAAGAUUCCUGGCACAAAAUGGAGGUGCAUAGCUUAAGUGAGGUCAAUGGGCAUCAGAUCACCGACGAGCCGAUGGAUGAGGGAGAGCCUCUCUCGCACUGUGAAGAGGGCGCCUAUAAGGAGAUCCCCAUCACCCACCAUGUGAAGGAGGGCUGUGAGAAGGCCGAGCCCUCCCAGUUUGAGCUGCUCAAGGUGCUCGGCCAGGGUUCCUUCGGCAAGGUGUUUCUUGUUCGCAAGAUGAUGGGCCCAGAUGCUGGACAGCUGUAUGCAAUGAAAGUGCUGAAGAAAGCCUCUUUGAAAGUUCGGGACCGUGUUCGCACCAAGAUGGAACGGGACAUUUUGGUGGAGGUGAAUCACCCCUUCAUAGUGAAGUUGCACUACGCCUUUCAGACAGAAGGGAAGCUCUAUUUGAUAUUAGACUUUCUCAGGGGCGGAGAUGUCUUUACUCGUUUAUCCAAAGAGGUUAUGUUUACAGAGGAGGAUGUGAAAUUCUACCUUGCAGAGCUGGCCCUUGCAUUGGACCAUCUACACAACCUAGGCAUUGUUUACAGAGACCUGAAGCCCGAAAACAUUUUGCUUGAUGAAGCUGGACAUAUCAAGUUAACAGACUUCGGGCUCAGUAAAGAAUCAGUGGACCAGGAUAAGAAAGCUUACUCUUUCUGUGGUACUGUGGAAUACAUGGCACCUGAAGUGGUCAACAGAAGAGGACACACGCAGAGUGCCGAUUGGUGGUCCCUCGGGGUUCUCAUGUUUGAAAUGUUGACGGGUACUUUACCCUUCCAAGGGAAAGACAGAAAUGAGACCAUGAACAUGAUUCUGAAAGCAAAGUUGGGAAUGCCACAGUUUCUAAGCCUGGAAGCCCAGAGUCUCCUGAGAAUGCUGUUCAAACGGAAUCCAGCCAAUCGGUUGGGAGCUGGCCCUGACGGUGUGGAGGAGAUCAAAAGACACGCCUUCUUCUCCACCAUAGACUGGAACAAACUGUUCAGGAGGGAACUCCAGCCCCCAUUUCAGCCAGCGGCAGGGAAACCUGAGGACACCUUCUGCUUUGACCCAGAAUUCACUGCAAAGACCCCGAAAGAUUCCCCCGGCGUCCCGCCGAGCGCCAACGCGCACCAGCUCUUCAAAGGCUUCAGCUUCGUGGCCCCGGCCUCCAUGGAGGAAGGGAAGAGCUCCCCGCUGGUCAACAUCCUCCCCAUGGUACAGCAGCUGCACGCAGGCUCCACGCAGUUCGCGGACAUCUACGAGCUGAAGGAGGACAUCGGCGUGGGGUCCUACUCCAUAUGCAAGCGCUGCGUCCACAGGGUCACCGGCAUGGAGUUCGCCGUCAAGAUCAUCGACAAAAUCAAGCGGGACCCCUCAGAGGAGACAGAGAUCCUAAUGCGAUACGGCCAGCACCCCAACAUCAUCACUCUGAAAGACGUGUAUGACGAGGGGCGCUUCGUGUACCUGGUGACGGAGCUGAUGAAGGGCGGGGAGCUGCUGGACAGGAUCCUGCGGCAGAAGUACUUCUCCGAGCGGGAGGCCAGCGGCGUGCUCUACACCAUCGCCAAGACGGUGGACUACCUGCACUGCCAGGGGGUGGUGCACCGGGACCUGAAGCCCAGCAACAUCCUGUACACGGACGACUCGGGCGACCCCAACUCCAUCCGGAUCUGCGACUUCGGCUUCGCCAAGCAGCUGCGCGGCGAGAGCGGCCUGCUGCUCACGCCCUGCUACACCGCCAACUUCGUGGCGCCCGAGGUCCUGAUGAGGCAGGGCUACGAUGCGGCCUGUGACAUCUGGAGCCUGGGAGUGCUGCUGUACACCAUGCUGGCGGGCUACACGCCCUUCGCCAACGGGCCCAACGACACGCCCGAGGAGAUCCUGCUGCGAAUCGGCAGCGGGAAGUUCUCCCUGAGCGGAGGGAGCUGGGACACCGUGUCUGACAGCUCCAAGGAGCUGCUGUCCCACAUGCUGCACGUGGACCCGCACCAGCGCUACUCUGCAGAGCAGGUACUCAAGCACUCGUGGAUCGCCUGCCGGGACCAGCUCCCCCACUUUCAGCUGGCGCGCCACGACGCCCCGCACCUCGUCAAGGGAGCGAUGGCCGCCACCUACUCAGCACUGAACCACAAGACCUGCCUGCCGGUCCUGGAGCCCGUGGCCGCGUCUGGGCUCGCCCAGCGCAGGAACAUGAAGAAGCUCACCUCCACAGACUUAUAGUGCACGGCCGAUGCGGUGGGAGGGCGCGUCUGUGUUAGUGUGUGUGUGUGUGUGC
This is a messenger RNA of Anguilla anguilla (European eel), 2609 nucleotides long. RefSeq names its product ribosomal protein S6 kinase alpha-6-like. The record is from RefSeq and is a predicted model, not a curated record. Gene Ontology annotation, molecular function: magnesium ion binding; ribosomal protein S6 kinase activity; ATP binding. Gene Ontology annotation, biological process: protein phosphorylation. The coding region runs from base 335 to 2554 and encodes 739 amino acids. The transcript is spliced from 22 exons. NCBI's taxonomy places the organism in Eukaryota, Metazoa, Chordata, Actinopteri, Anguilliformes, Anguillidae.